Chara braunii is the source of this 1039-nucleotide messenger RNA. Lineage: Eukaryota; Viridiplantae; Streptophyta; Charophyceae; Charales; Characeae. The record is from the annotation of a GenBank genome assembly.
AGAUAUCAGAGAUUCCAGAGAAGGAGGCAGGCACGCAAACACGACUGAGUAUGGCUAACCCCCAGCAGGUAGCGCAACAAUUACCAGGGUUUGGCGUUAACUCCGUAGCUAUGAACCCUACGGGGGCUCAAAUGGGAUUGGGGGCAUGCCAUCUGUGUGGCAAGUACGGGCACUACGCUCGUAACUGCAGGGCAGCCGGAAAUGGGCGUCCUCCCCAGCAGUUUCAGCAGCAGCAGUCAGCUCCGGCGAUGGACGAGGAAACGAACGAGAUGAAGGCGUAUUUUCGGAAGAAGAUGCUGAAGCAAAAGGUCGAAGAGGAGAAGCGGGAGAGGGACCGAGAGGAACAAAGAAGGAAGCUUGAAGAAGAGAAGACAGAAGCCGACAGAUUGCGAGAAGCUGAAGCAAGGGAGGCGCGCUUGGAGGCAAGGCUAGUGAGACUCGUGAACCAACACACCAAGUCAGUAAACACUGGCAUCGUGCAGGUGACUAAGAAGAAGUCUCCAAAGACGAAGGCUCAGAUGCUCCAAGAAAUAUGCAGUUAUAUCGACGAAUCCGACGACGAGAGUGAUGAAGUAAGGGAAGAAGCAGGGCGUCUUAUUGAUGCUAUAGAACGAAGGAAAGGGAAGAGGAAGGUCGAUUGCAGGAAGGCGUUAUCUGCUGCGAAACCCAGAACAACGAGAGCCUUUCCUAUUGUUAUUGAAGAUGUACGGGACAAUGUACAUACUCCACCGUCCAAGAAGAAGUGUACUGGCGAUGAGACUUCUGGAGGAGAGAUGUUAGAUUUUGUUAUUGAAAUGCAUCGUUCGCUCUUAGCCAAGAAAGCUCCGGAACUUAAGAAGAUCUGCAACGAGGAAGGUAUCGAGUGGACAAGGAAGGAUCAGGCGGUUAGCGAGAUUGUGAGAUGUAGACCAAAACUGGCAUUUGGGGAGAUAGACGAUUCAGAGCAUCUGGCGGGCAGGUAAGGAGAAGCCAUGGACGCUCUCAGACACCUGAUGAGACAGAGAGGAAGGAGGGUGUCUCGAUACCCGUGUACAUUAAA